This is a messenger RNA of Gallus gallus (chicken), 5225 nucleotides long. RefSeq names its product xyloside xylosyltransferase 1 (gene XXYLT1). The record is from RefSeq and is a predicted model, not a curated record. Gene Ontology annotation, molecular function: sequence-specific DNA binding; DNA-binding transcription factor activity; UDP-xylosyltransferase activity. Gene Ontology annotation, biological process: regulation of DNA-templated transcription. Lineage: Eukaryota; Metazoa; Chordata; Aves; Galliformes; Phasianidae. The transcript is spliced from 6 exons. Bases 2496 to 3602 code for a protein of 368 amino acids.
AUCCUAAAUUUAGGUCAGUCACGCACGGUGUAAUGUCCACAUCUUUGCAGAUUUUGUAUACGUGUCUGAGCUAACAUUUGCAGAAGGAAACGUAGGAAUUUCGCUGCACGUUCUUGCAAAGUAACAAAUGAGCACAGUCUGCAGCUGUAUUGAGGGCAGCAACACAAACUGCUUUUUUCAGUGAGCUCUACUCUGCUCAUGUGCGUGCAUAAAUGGUGUCUGCAGGUACAUGCGUAUGUGUCAGGUCAGGUAGUGCCUAGGUCAUCGUCAGCUGAAGCCAUAAACCAGCAGAUGCAGUCCUUUAUGCUGUAUUUGCCCUAAGGAAAACUUGAGGAGAAUUUUUAGCCACAACAUCCUUGUGAGUGUUCUGUAGUCCUGUUAGCCACAGCACUAUGCUAACCUUCUGUAUAUGUAGGAAAUGAAUGGGGUUUUCUCCAAGUUGCUUAAUAACCAAAACUGGGCAAAGAAUUUUUGUAGGUUAUGGUAAAAUUAAGCUUCCCAGCAUGUUAAAUAUUUAACAAGGCUUUUCACAUAUAUAUUAUUUUGCAGAAAAUGUACAGCCAUGCAUUUAAUCUGGAUGAUUCUUGAUGCAAAGGUAAUAGCACCUGAAAAGUGAGCACUGAGUUUUCCAAGCAAAAGAAUCUCAUAAACGAUUUUUGCUUCAUGUGUGGUGUAAUUAUGCUAGGAAGAGCAGAUUCUGCCCACUUCGAGGGUGCGUUUAGUUGAAUAAUAAGCAACUUAAUAGAAAUUACUGCUUAUAGAUGAUUCAUAGCCUUUUUAAAUCAUUGUCUAUGAACUGAUGAUGUACUUCUUAAUCUGUAUUUAACAGCGGUGGAUGUUUUGUUAGUAGAUUUUAGAGGAAGUUAAAUGCCCCGUGUACAGACGGACCAUGUAAGAUAUGGCUAUGUAUAGUGUACACUUUAUACAUAGAUUUCUUUUUUCUAAAGAUGUGUGUCCUCUGCUGCCUACGGGACAGGCAGUGUACGGUGUGAUUGUCAAGUAAAGCUCCCUACAGCUCAGUGGCAUAAUCUCUGUCUCACUCCUUGCUGCUGAGACACCCAACCCACACGGGUAUUUUCCUUCCCAGCCACAAAAAUCUAUCAAACUUUGCAGGAUAAUUUCCUGCCAACAAAAGCUUCUUCCCUGUAGCUCUGCAGAUCCAUUUGCAUUCUGACUUUGGAAAGCAGCAUCAUACUGUUACGUGGGGUCUCACUAUCAGACUGUUCAUGCUGAAGGGCUAGAAACAUACCUGAUCUUUGGGUCAUACGACUCUCUUUCAGGAGAUUUGGAGUUUCAGUGGAUUGGGGAUUAGGUGCAGCACUUCUGAGCCCACAGCUUUGUUCCCUGAUCUUUUUUGGUACACUGGGAGGCCCAGUAUAAGUGCCGCUUUUCAGGUCAGGUGCAAUACAUACGUUAAGGUCUUGCUCAUCAGCAAAAAUGAAUGUGUCAUUAAGCUGCAUGCAGUGCAGUGAGGCUGUCCCAGCAGAUACUGCAGGCUCAGCGCUCCAGGCCCUCUGCCUUGCAGGAUCCAGCCCUUAGUAAGAGAAAGCAUGAUUAACUCCUGUGUAGUGAUUUACCACGUAGACCAUUAAAAGACUGCAGGAUAUUCCUCCUAGGCAGAGUUACACCACAUGUUCCAAAAGCCUCUUGGAAAGACAAAUGUGUAAGAGCGUGCUCAGCAUAUAUUCUAAUGCAUCUUAAUUUCAGAGGUACAAUUCCCUUUAUGUUGCAUGUGAAGAUAGCAUCUCUGGUGUCUCCUUAGCUACCCGUGUUGUUUUGAUUGUUCCUAAGGUUCCAUGUUUUGUUAACGCUGGUACAAUGCAUGUAAACAAACUGAUAAAUCAUCUUUCUGCAUAAUGCUGCUGAAUGGUAUCAGACAUACAGAUAUACAGACAUACUGGGCUUUGCUCCUGUAACUUCGGCUGAAGGCGGUGGGUUGCGGACAUCCCGCUUGCUUCUGCAGGCCGCCCUGCUGCAGUCUGAGCACGUUUGGGUUGCUGGUUGUGUUGAAGCCUUCAGCCUCCUCCCCGUUUGGGCCCAACCCAAGUGCUCGCUGGCAUUGGGGUGGGCUUUGGUCUCAUUUCGGAGGCUUUGGCCUGUAGCUUUCAGGACUUCGAUGCCGCGUGUCAUCCCUUAGCCGCGUUAAGGGGUGCUCUACUGACAGUGCUUCUUUCACUCCCUGCAGUUGUGUAUUUUACCCGUUUGUAUUUACCCUUCCCCACGUCAGCACCCUCCCCCAGGAAAGGAGGACUCCCCUGCCUUGCAGCGACAUCAGUACGCGUUAUCUGAAUUGCUGCUCUACCAAAGAAAGCUUUGCAUCACUGAAGGAAAAAAGAGAGGACGGCAAUAACCGCUCCGGGGGCUGCGACGCCUCCAGCCGGGCUGAGGGCAGAGCGCCGCGCUUCGCUACCGGCCGUUCCGCGCCCCCGGCGCCGCCUCCCAGCGCGGGGCGGGGCGGGGCCGCAGCAUGGCGGCGGGCGGCGGGUAGCGGCGGGAUGGGCUGGGCGCGCUCGCAGCCGUGCGCGCUGGCGCUGGCGGCGGCCCUGGCCGUGUGCGCCUUCUACUACCUGGGCGGCGGCGGGGAGACCUUCUCCAGCGCCACCCGCCGCCUCCGCGCCACGCGGGCCGCCGCGCCGCCCGCCACGCCGCCCGGCCCGGCCCGCCGCGAGAGGACGGCGGCCGGAGGAGAGGCGGGCCGGGCGCUGCACCUCCUGAUGAUGUUCACCAAGGCGGAGCGCAGCCCCGCGCUGCGCGGUAAGGGCCAGGCCGCGCUGCGCUCCCUGCUGCGCCACGGGCGGCUGCGCCGCGGGGACGCGCUGCACCUCCACCUCGUCACCGACGGCGCCAGCAGAGACAUCGGAGAGGGGCUGCUGAGGGACGCGCUGCGCGGCGCCGCCUUCCGGCACCAGGUAAUAAUCCACGAUGUCAGCGAGCUGACUGAGAAGCUGUUUCCAAUCGUUGAAGCCAUGCAGAAACACUUCAGUGCUGGAUCAGGGACCUACUACAGCGACUCGAUUUUCUUCUUGUCCGUCGCAAUGCAUCGGAUCAUGCCCAAAGAAAUAACGCAGAUCAUCCAGGUAGACUUGGACCUGAAGUACAAGGCCAACAUCCGCGACCUGUUUGAGGAGUUUGACAACUUCCAGGAGGGAGCUGUCAUUGGGAUUGCCAGGGAAAUGCAGCCAGUGUACAGCAUUUCAGCUACUGAAGCGUGCUGGCAGCGACCUGCUCACCAGACUGCAAAGGGCAGGUUGUCAGAUGGACAAGCAAGUCACUGUCCCCAGGACAUGUACCGGAUGUGUUUCUGGUCUGAAGAGCAGCCUGGCAGCACACAUGAGACCCCCGAGAAGAUCACCCUGCUGGCACCUGAGAUGAAGGAGGACAGUACUAGUGAUGACACUGCAGCUCUCAGCAGCCUCAGACUGACCCCAGAUCAGCACACCGACCGGGCUCCCCACUCUCAUUCAAUGGCCAUCCCAGCCUCUUCACUUCAGCCAGUGGGGAUGUCCAACCAGGGGCAGCAGGGUGGCCCAUGGCUGUGGUUUGUCUCCUGGAGCUGGUGCUCUGAAUGCCUCAGCAGCCGAGAUGCUGAGGCCCCAACUUGACAUAGCCUGGGAGGGUUCUGCUGUGUCUCGAGAGGUCUCAGACCUUCCCAUGUCCAAGGUGCCGCUGGGGCUGGGGAGGUCACUGCUGUCUCCAUUUCUCCUCCUUGGUGAGAUUAUCACUGCUGGCCCUGAUAACAAAAAGAUAUUAAAGACGAAGGCAUCUUGGAAAUCAGCAAUGCUGGAAAUUAAAGUUUUUCUUGCAGGAAAGAAUGUCUACAUCAAAGGACACCUACUGACUACAAAGGACUGACACUUGAAUCCUUUUAUAGCUGCAAGGCCAUUUGUCUUUGCUUCUGCCUGAAACCCAGGGAGAUCUCAACUAGGGUGUUUUUUCAUCGGAGUCAAAGGGGUGAGAAGCAUUUUUUCUUACUGUGGUCAUGCAGGAGCUGCUGUAGCUGCGUUGUGUGCUCAGUCUCAUGGGUCUUGGUUGUGCUCUUCUGCAUGUGCUUGCAUCUACCAGGGUCAGACCACACUGCCCUCCCCAAAGCCCCUUCUGCUGCUGGAGAGUGGGGAAGCCUGUCACUCCUACAAGCCAGGUGGGCUUACAGCCACAUGAAUAACCCGGAAGGUAACCAGGGCUCAGCCAAAACCCACAAGAAGGGGUAAGAUAGCCCUCAGACAUCCAUUACCUUGGAGCCCGCCACCUCUGGUGUUCAACGUUUGCUGGAAGCUUAGUGGCAGCUGGAUUAAGUCAGUUUGUCAACUGUUUAGAGGAGAAAAAGAGUUAGCUUGGGCUGUGAGCAGUCUAAUGCUGAUCCUGCAGCCAAACUGGGCUGAUAGAUGUCUGUGCUGAGACAGUACAUCCUGUACCCUCUCCCUAGAUUUAAAAAGAAAAAGCAGAGUUGACAGCUGCCAGCAAGGUGGAGUUGCUGAAUUCCCUGUGUGUCAAUUACAGUGGUGGUGGUGUUUGUAAUAUUUAGGGCUUCACAGCUGCGUGAAAACAGUCACCAAGUAAAGCCAGAGGGGAGUUGUAGCAGAGUGCAGGAGGGCUGCUUGGGAUCAAGCCUUCUGAAUAAGGAAAUGAUCAUCUCCAGAGGGCAGCUCCUCCUUGCCUGCCUUCUCUCCUGGCUCCAUGGGCCCCUGGUACAGGCAGGCUGCCCUGAGCUCUGGAGGUUUUGCUCUUUUCCAGCUGCUUCUUCCCUGGGGAGCAGGGAGCUCUGCCUUUCUCAGUCCUGCUGGAGAAGGCAGCAGUGUGCCUUUCUGUGUUCUGCCAGGCACAGUGACGCCUGUGCUGCCGGCAGCCUGCUCAUAACUGGGAGACAGAGCCAAGAACCUGCUGCACUUUGGGUUUUAAACCAUUUAGAGGAUUGAAUUGAUCUGUAGCAAGUACUGCUGCUUGAUGUGAGGGGGAAACGAUUCUAGGAAUUCUUUGGCAAUUGUUACCAAGAAAAAGCCAAAAUUACAGAACAAGCAGAACCUGCAAGGAACUGGCAGCAGAAUUGAUUUAAGGAAUUCAGCAUUACUUUCUGAUAUCUGAAAUCCAAGAAGGCAAAGGUUUUCAUUGCAUACGUCUGUGCACAUCAUGAAUAUGUAGGAUCCGUUUCCCUUACUCCCAUUGCCAACUGAACUUGCAAUGUCACUUAAAAACAAUGAAUAAAUUUGGCAAGAUCUAACAACCACAAA